AUGAUGACAGCAAUGCAGACACUGGGCAGGCUAAGGACUUGUUGGCUGCCAACUCUACGAGCUUUUCCUCGUGUUGUUCAAGCUCGCACGGCAUUAUUUUCGAUGUCGCACUGGCGCCUUUACCCGUCCAACGAUGCAGGUGGAAAAUACAAUACAGGUCAACAUCGUACUGUUUACGAUGACUUUUUCAACAUCCUUCAAUCCUCCGACUCUUCAACGACGAUCUCGAUCAGCUCCACUUCUCCUACCUCCCUAACUCUCACUGAUGGUCUUGUGGUUUGCGAAGCGAUUGUCAUCUUGAACAAUCACGUGUUUUUAUUCGACCAUCCGCCACUUAAUCAAGAUUACGCAGUCCCAUCGGGAAUAGGCUGGGAAGAUUGGAUAGAUCAAUCUGUAGAGGCGGGGAGCAAGUUGAAAGUGACCAGGAAGGUGGGUGAUGUGUUCAAGGUGUUUGAGUUGGUGGAUGAAAGACCAGAGAUUAUUUUGUUCGGGACGGGAAAGAGAGUUUUACCUCCUCCUGGACCGGUAAGGGAGUGGAUUGCAGGCUUGGGUAUUCAGUUGGAUGUUCAGAGUACUCACGAUGCAGCUUCGACUUUCAACAUGCUUUCCGAAGAAGGUAGGAAAGUUGCAGCCAUCUUGAUCCCCGCCGAACCAACAGCGAAGAAGAGAUACACACCAGACGAGUUGGACAAGCUUCUUUCUGGUCAACAGUAA
This is a messenger RNA of Ustilago hordei, 714 nucleotides long. RefSeq lists its product as uncharacterized. Gene Ontology annotation, biological process: mitochondrial respiratory chain complex I assembly. The record is from RefSeq and is a predicted model, not a curated record. Bases 1 to 714 code for a protein of 237 amino acids. The transcript is spliced from 2 exons. Gene Ontology annotation, cellular component: mitochondrial inner membrane. NCBI's taxonomy places the organism in Eukaryota, Fungi, Basidiomycota, Ustilaginomycetes, Ustilaginales, Ustilaginaceae.